Pocillopora meandrina is the source of this 12423-nucleotide messenger RNA. NCBI's taxonomy places the organism in Eukaryota, Metazoa, Cnidaria, Anthozoa, Scleractinia, Pocilloporidae. The record is from the annotation of a GenBank genome assembly.
CGCCGCGUAAACGAAAACCGCCAGUAGUCAUGUAAGCGAUGGAUGAUGGCCAAGCGAUUUGGCGGAUUGACGUCCAGCUUAUGGCACAACCGCUAAUUUUUACGUAGGAUCUUCACUACCAUCGAAAUCUUAAAUGGCUGAGAAGUAAGUUUUACAUAAUCAAUCAUCCGUUUCGGCUCUAUUUCUCAAGAGGUCGUGUGAAGGCAGCGAAUUUCCCACCGAUAGGGGGUUAACCUGCUCGGAUGAAAUAAAUACGCCUGUUCAUGAAUUGACAAAGCAAGUGGUAUUUUUUCCUUUAGUUGGUUAUUUGCUCAGUUAGGACUAUGUAGGAUUUGAGAAUAUGAUCUACCGGUGUUGAAAUGAACGAAGUGUUUUUGGCGUCAAGCUUGGUGCGAAGAAAAUUGAAUGAACAAUCAACGACGAAAAGUAGGAAAUUGUACAUAACUCGGAAUAACGUUUAUAACAUUACAACUAUUCUAGGUACAUGAUUUACAACAGAAGGCAUCUUCUAGCUUUUGACUAUAUUUUAAAAAAUUCUAUAUGGUUUCUGCAGUCUUCGCGUUCUGUUUGGUUCUUUCAAGUCGCUUCGAUUCCACUCAAGCAUAAAAUUUGCUGGUGUCAAUUCAACGCACUCACUCGAAAAGACAACCGAAUUAUCUCUGAUUAGUACAUCUAGCUAUUCGACCAGUUUCAAUCACUCCACAUAAUUUCGUUAGUGCCAAUCGAAGCAAACAUAUUUCCAAGCAAGAUAGAACAUAUGUUUCUCAAUAACAUUGUGUAUAAACAAAAUUGAAAUUGCCCGAUCAACCUACAAACCAUACGCAAAGUCUCAUAACUAUAAUUUCCAAAAAUUGCGUCUAAAAAAUUUUAUUCGGUUUUGCGUUAAGAUGCGAUCGAUCGAUUAUAUAUUUUUAAUAUCAAAUUUGUGCUAAAAUUGAAGAAAAUGUUCAAAUUUCUGUACGAAUUAUUAAGUCGGAAGUUCUUAGAAAUGUAUUUGUUCAAGAACAAUUAGAUCUAUCUUCCAAGCGGCUUGUCACGAAACGUUCAUUUUAGCAAGCAACAUGUGCUUAAAAAUGAAAUGUUAACCCUCUUAGUUCGCAUGUUCAGCCGAAAACACAAUGUUUUGGUUAUGUUACACCCGUUGUAUACACUUAAUUUGUUAAUUAUCGAUGGACAAGAAGGAGGUUGUUAAUUUUCAAUGAGGUGCGGGUGAUAUACUGUAUAAUGUAAAUCACACUCGAGUACACGAAUACAAGAAUAUAUUCGGCUUCUUUUACGACACGCUUCAGAUGUUAUUCAGCUUAAAUCUUACAUCUUUUUUUUUAAAGUUUUGAUUGCUAAACUUAGAACAAUUUGUUUUUUCUAUUUCCGUACCUUUUUGUUUUCAUCAUGUUCUAAAUUGUUUUAACCUAGUAUGCUUGUAAAUUAUUUAUCUUAUGAGCCCUAAAACAAAUUAUGAUUUCUUUGAUAUGGUGCUAAUUGAGUUUUCAAUGUUGUUCAUUCAAUUUUGCGGGUUGUUUUUAUUGAUCUUAGAGCACUGCCAUCAAUAAGUUUUUUCAAGAUUUGUGAGUGUUUUCAAUCCUUGAUUCAAUCUAAGAAGCAAUGAAUUAGCUUUUAAUUUGCAUUUUACAUACAUUUUAGUUUCUUAGUUAAACUCUGCAUAAUGCCAUUUUUGAGAACUAUUAUGUGAUAAUUGUUUUUGCCUUUUAUGAAUACAAUUACAUGUUUCUUCUAGAGUCACUUUUUUGGGAAAUAUUUCUAUUCUGAGAGAUUAAAUUUUGCUUAAAACUGUGGGAAAUUUGCUGCCUUCAGGUCCAUCUUAAACUCUCUUUAACCCUGUUAGGAGAGAGCUGAAACACAUGUGCACAUGUUAGGAGCUUUUGUGGGUUAAUGAUUCAAAUUCUAGCAACAGUAGACUAAAGUGGCAGAAUUUUGAAAGCGAAGAGAUGGUGUAUUUUUUCUCUAGGCAAAGAGGUGAACAUGGAGGUUAAGGUUAAGCUCAAAGCUUUUGCUGGAGACUAUUCUUUAACAGGGGUACAAAAUACAUUUUGCACACCAUAAUUUUGUCCAUGCACAUUUGCUGAAAUUUAGCUACAAACUAUUGUAUUUCAUAUGCAAGAAUGCAUUUUGUGCAGAUUGGGCUAAAACAAAUUAUCAAUAUGCGAGCUGGGCAGUCUUCAUCUCUGCUAACAGCAGUUUCAAUGGAUGAAGGAUUUUAAGGCUUUCAACAUGUUUACACCCACUGCCAAAUCAAUUUACACAAUACUGUUAAUCUGGAUUUAUAGGUGUAUAUGUGAUCUGUGGAGAUUUUAUUCAGCUCUGUCUCCCAUUAGUGGAUGAAUUGAAAAAUGAAUACUGUUGCUUGUUGCUACAAAUUUUAGUUGACCAAUGUUUCUACUUUUAUUUUGUUUUUGUUGCAUGUUUAUAAAUGGAUUUAGCCCCAAAAACACAUUUUUGGUUUACUGAAGGUGAUAUAAGACAGAACUUGCAGAAACACAACCUCUUUUGAUAAAUGGCUGCUGAUAUUAGAACAGGUGGCCUUUUCGAUAAAGAAAAGCCUGUAGCUUUUAUUAAAAUCCCUUUGUUCUUAGAAUGUAUAAUUACCUGUGUGUGCAUGUCUUUAUCAGUUUUCCAUAUAUCUUAUGCCCAACAUGCUUGUUACACAUGAACUAAUUGUGGUCUUAACAUCAACUUUUAAGGUCAGACUGGGUCGAAAUUAUUGAGCCCCGCACAGGGGACCCAAUGUAUGCCAACCUCAAAAGUGGCCAGUGUUUAUGGGAACCUCCUGAUGGAGAAAGAGUGUAAGUUGAUUCACUUUAUUUCAGAAGGCAGCUCUUUUAGCUGUCAUGGGUAGUAGGAGAAAAUUUGGUAUUUAGAUAUGAAAUUAAAAUCAUAAUUUAGUGAUCAGUGUCUUGAGUCCUGAAUCAAGCUGUGUAUAUUAUUUUAAUUUUGAAGUGUUUAUGGUCUUGAGUUAAAUAAGGUAACUUUUUCAUGGGUAGGAGGAUGUCAUUACAUUGCAUCAAAUGUGCUUUUUUUCUUUUGAGAGAUGUAAGUGAGAGUUUCUUUAUGCAAGAGAAACAAUGGUUGUUAUAUUAACUUUCACCAAUUUAGUACAAGUCUGCUUAAGUUUUUACAAGCAACUUUCCAAUAGUCAUUUUUAUGAAUUAACAACAAACGAUAAGAGACCUUCAAAAGUUGGGCCUCUUAACAUGUGAAGUGAAGGUCUCUUUUAUGAACAAGCAACAAUUGUAAAAUCUUGGAUUUGUUUGAAAAUGCAGAAGGAAAGCAAAUGACAGCCAAUGGUGGGAGUUGUAUGACCAGAAAACACGACGCUACUACUAUUACUGUGCUGGAACACAGACUACAGUUUGGCAUAAACCUAAAGAUUCUGAGAUAAUUCCACUUGCCAGGCUACAGGUGAGCUAUUGUAUUCUUAUUUUACACUGAAGUAGGACUUCUUUCAGAUUUCUUUCUCACUUCCAAUUCUAUUUUUUCCUCCCAGCCUUUCCUUCUUUAACCGUUUCACUCCCAAGAUCUCCUUGUAAUUCUCCUCACUGUCUUCCAUACAAUUCUUACAAUGUUGGUUCAGAGAAUUUUGUAUUGGACAAUAUAUAAACAUAAUUAUAAUUCUUGAUAUAAACAAUAGCCUCUAUUUGGGGCAAAAUAUGCACAGAUAUUUGUCUACAGAAAUUAUCUGUUCCAAGAUGCAAAUAGUUUUCCUUGUGCAAAGCUUGAGGAAAACUGUGAGAAUCUAGGGACCAAUAAUGUCUAAGGACAAAUAUAUGAGAUUAUUUUUGUGCAAAAUAGAGGCUAUUGUGUUCAUUAUCCUUCAAAUAUUUUGCAAUGCAUUUAAAAUAUUUUUACAAAUAGCUUACUGUAUGCAGCAUGGGAUGAUUUCAAUUGAGUGUUCUCUGGUAUGAACAAAAUAGAUAUUUCCUUCCUUCUGUAACAUCCACAAAACAUGCUCUCAUCUUAAAUUAAAUUUUAAACAAAAACCACUCGUAGAAGACGUAUGGUGUGAAAAAAUUGGGAAUUUAGCUGAGCAUGUGUAAACCAAUGGUGCGUGAGCAAAAAUAUUUAAUGGAUAAUAAUUUUCGGUAUUCCUGUUGAUUGUCUGCUUGGUGUUGUUUUGAUAUUGUAAGGAAAAAUUUUGUGAAAAAAAAUUUUUGUUGCUGAAAACUUUGGUAUGGCUGGCUUUUUUUUUCAACUUUAUGCCUUAGAAUGGGUGAUAGGAAUGAGUAAUUGCUGACAGAAUUCUAACAUGACUAUUUUGCAUUUUCAAUAAAAAAGACUCUGAAAGCAAGGGAAAAACGUAGGGCAGCUAAAGCUAAAGAAUUGGAAAGAAAGGAAGGAUCAACAAGGCGUGAAGGCUCAGAGAGAAGAAGGAGAGAUGGAAGUCUCAGGAAAGAGGGUAGCAGUAGCCAUGGCGAUGGUUCCUCAUCAAGGAGGGAAAGUAGUAGAAGAAAGGAUGGGGUGCCAAGGGAGGGAUCUUCCUCACGUCGACAUGGAAGCAGUAGGGAGAAGAGAGAAAGAACAAGCUCAAGAGAGCAUAAGAAGAAUGAUGCAGAGGCUAGUGCAAAGGAUGAGGUUUUGGAUGACAAACAGGUAAAAAUGUAGCAACUCAAUAUCAUUUACAGUUCAAUCUGUUGUUAAAAAACUUACUGGUGACAAAGGAAAAUUCUUAGAGAAGCGAUGUUUUAAUGUUAGUGUGUUAAUAGCCAUCAUAAAUCAGAGGAUUCUCUGGCAACCUUUCAAAAUUCUUUGGCUAAACUAUGGUGGACUUAAAAAUUUCUCCUGUGACUUAUCAAAUUCCCCUGUUGCUAUAACUUUAUAUAUCAAUCCUUGCACCUUAACAUCAGUAUCCAUUUUCUCCUUACUCUUCUGUAUACAUUUCCUCUUGUAUUGACCAGGAGAAUUCAUUUAUUCAACAAUCCAAGCUUCCUAGGUUGCCAGUCAUUUUCUUUAUUUUCAUCAUCUUUAAGGAAUACUGUAGGGAGAAAUUAGAUGCUGGUCACUCUUAGGGUUUGAAGGGGUAAUGUCAACCAUACAAUCUAAUGUAAAGGGAAAUGUAGAUUUACAAAGGCAUUCAAGCCAAGAGAAUAAAUGUAAUAAAAAAAAUUCAAAUUAAAUCUGUUCAUAAAAGUUUUGAUUUGUCGAUGACAGUCAAAUACUGGAGAUGAAACCAUCCUGAAAGCCACCCCUGUUGCAAAUGGAACAGAUCAGGAGCCUGAUGAAGAUGAACCAACUGAACAAGCUGCUGAUGAAAGCUGCAAAGAGGCCAGUGAAGAAGAUUCAGGCGUUGCUGAAACUGACUUGGAUAAACGGAAAUCACCCGAGCUUCCUCUACCAGAACUCGACAUGCCUGCUCCCAAUGUACCUUGUGGUGAUAGUGGAGAAAGUGGAAAGGGGACUAUUACAGAUGAUGAAGGGCAAUUAACUCCAUCAGGAACUUUGUCGCGGCAUACACACUUAGAUGAGUUAGUGCUCAGAAAUUUUGGCUAUUAUAGAACGUUCAAUGCCAAAUAUACAUCUACGGUAAAACUUCAAAAGGUCCCUGGUCUUUUUGCAAUAGUUGCAAGGGGAUGAAUUGGUUUGACCUUGUAAAGAUUGAGAAUUGGAGUUGUAAGUGGAUUCACUAGGUUAACAGGCUUAGAGUUGCAAGAAUGAGAAGAUAUCUAACUCCUAUUAAUCUGUAAGCUGUAUUUGCGCAGAGACAAGCAAAAGUGUAACAAAAUACCCCCCCAUUUCAUAGAGUUCCCCUAUGUCCCUUUUUAUCUGCAUGUGGUUUCCUUAACCAGGGCAGCAACUAAGAAACCUCUCUUUGGUCCAUCGACAUUCAUGACAUGUUCCUUUUUUUUAUUAGCUCCUGUGAUGACCACCUGAGUCCCUCUGGAACUAUUGAGCGAGCACGGCAACUGGUGGAAAGUGCAUCCAGAAGCAUUCUAGCCAAUAGCGCUGCACAGAAGUUAGACAGAGACAAUGAUUCUGUAUUUGUUGAUAGCAGAAAGCCCAUUGUCUCUAAUAAAGGUAUCAUCUAUAUCUUUGAAAUUUAUCUGUAGUUUCAAUUUAUUUACAGGCAGCACUGCCUAUUUUUCAGAGAAGACGUUAUAAUGUGAUCAUUUGUGAAGGUGAAAGUUUUAAGCAACUGCGUUUUAAAAGGUCCUUUCCCGUUUUAAAACUCCCAUCGAUAUUGUUAUUAUACUGUGGACUAGAAAUAUUAAUCGUUCUGCCCGCCGCCCAAACUAUUUUGAACCAUCAAACACCUUUGAAUAAUCAAGGGAAUCUGUUAUUUUCAUAAUCACAGGACACCAGGAUAUUUUAGAUAAUUCUCUGAGCAUUAAACUCAGGGCAGGUGGGAUGCCAGCUACCACAGCGCGCCUUGUAGAGGCCUGUGCACCACCUACACUUAACGAGAGUCAGGUAAGUAUCCGUUCCCUCAGGCAUCAGAGGCAAGUGAGCGACAGUGUGCUGAAAGAUCUGAGAGAUGAUGACGAAGACGAUGAUGAUGAUGACGAGAUGGAAACAAAGUCAGUGGGGGCACCGAGUACUUUGCCGCGCCUUAGUCGACCAUCUUCGAUUGCCUCACCAGUCACUGGCUCGUCGAAACACAAUACCUUGGUAUGUUGAUUUUGAGCCUUUCCAACCGCUUCACUUCGAAGAGCCUGGAGUUGAUUCUCCCAACUGAUUGCCACAACUUUCUUUGUUGGCUAGUUCUGAGAAUUUGGCGUUUCAUAAAGGCAGUGACCCAUAUUCAUGAUAACGUUUUAUUACUCGUGGCAAAGAAUACUUUAUUUCGUUUAUCGUUGAAGUAUUAAUCCUCAUUCCUGACUCUAGUCAUAUCUUUGAAGUUUGGUACAUGGAGAAGAUGGUCACAAAUCAAGAGAUUUACAGAAAAAUUGGAUUGUAUUUUUCAGGAACGUUCACAUUCCAUCCCUGGUUCGAAGCCUCCACUCAUACGAGCUCUUGGCGCAUAUGAAGAGUACUUAAGUCAACAUAAGAAAGGUGUCUUCAGACGGAAGAGAAUAUCGUUAGCCAGCAUGAUGUCUUGGUCAAAGGUAUGUUUUUUUUUAGAGUAGCGGAGGAGCCGAAGGACAGCUCCGAGCUCAACAUUUCACAGUCGCCAUUAAGUGACUUAAAAUGCCUUGAUGUAAUAGUCGCCAGAAAUUUAAGUUAAGUCAACUGGAAAAAGUGAAGAUAUCAAUGAAUUUUAUUAAAAGAAAGAGAAAGCCACGUGGCAAUCGUUUUUGGACUUUUACGCAACAAAGAGGCAAAUUUUUUUAAUUAAAGAAAGUGGCUGAACAUUUGCAACAUUUUAUGUUUAUCUCAGUUUAACUCCAGACCAUUUUAAACACUCAAUUAAAAUAACAGUGUAUGUAGCUAGCUUCUUAAUCGUCAAACAUUUGCAGCGACGCGUACGUCUACUGCAGUUCUAGUUCUCAUUAUUUUUGUGCAUGCUGUGGUGACCAAAACGUUGGUAGCCUGGCGCUGCAAAGGGGAGCGGUGAAUUUUCUGCCAGAAAUAGAAUACCUGCAAGCCCAGAACGUAUUCGUUAGAUUCAGAGACUUUGAGGUCGCAGGGAACUAAUAUGAUUCACAAUUAAAAUAGUUCUUCGAGAGAACCAACUGUUACCUAACUUCGCCCUUUUUUCAUUGGCGUGUUUUUGGUUCGAUUAACAGGUGCCAAUCAAAAAACCAUUGAUCCUUAUACAAGAUAGGCAGUUAAAAAAGGACGCAAUUGAUACCUUUAAACUGAUUCUUGGCUAUAUGGGCGAUCGAUCCAUCAAAGGGAAAACUCCAGAGAGGCUGGCUCUAGAACUCACCACAAAGGGUUGGAACACUCCUGUAUUACGGGAUGAAAUUUACCUUCAACUUUGUAAACAGACCACUGACAACUUUAGGCUGUAAGUACUUUUUAAGAAACUGGUGUUUUGGUUGGUAUCCAACAUAGCAGACCAAUACCCAAUCAUGACAACGACCCAGAAAUCAGAAGGGAGUUUAGUAAUUAGUCGAAAAUGAUUAUGCCUUUUUUUGCGAAACUUUUACUUAAGUUUUUACCAACGUCCAUCUUUAUAAUGGAAACUGUAUGCCGUAGGAAUUUACUGGUGUGAUUGGGUGUGGCUGGUCUACAACGAUAUUUUGUGGUCCUAUCAACCAGUUCCGAAUUAAGGUUGGCGCCUUAAGUUGUAGUUCUGUUGUGAAGUCGUCGAUAGAAUUUGUUCUUUUAUUAUAUUUUAUUUAUUCACGUCUACAUUCUUUUAGGGAGAGUUUGCGCAGUGGCUGGGAGCUGAUGGCAAUUUGUCUCGCUCUUUUUCCUCCUUCAACUAAGUUUUACUCCUACUUAGAUGGGUAUCUCAAUAAAAACUUGGAGGACAUCGAACGGAAAGAGGUCAGUCCUCGUAAAAAGAAAAAUAAUCGGUAGCUUGCGUUGCUGGCGGUUUUUCCGUCAUUUGGUGAAAAUUAAGGCGGCAGUUUAAAGGACGGAAGUAAUACCGUGGGAACGACGGAAAACCCGUUUUGUAGUUUACUCCUUCCCAUUCCUCUCGCAGCUUCCCUGGCUCAUUUCUGCGGAAGCGCCGCUGAACCUCUCACAAAAUCCUCAGAUUUGAAACCCCCCCAAAAAAAAAAAAAAAAAAAAAUAAUAAUAAAAACAAAAUACAACACAACAAAACAAAAUUAGAAAAAUGAAAAGAAAAGUUACAAAUAAAGAUCAACAAUAACAACAACAAUAAGUAUCGAUAUAAGUGAUGUUGACUUAUAUUGGAACAGAAACAACCUAACGACUGUUUCAACUUAAGCAAUUCUCUAGUUUUACUUUCCUUUCUAUUCCGUCCCAUGCCCACGGCAGUUAGAUUAGAAAUCUCUCUUUUCAGUUUUCGCAGCCUCCAAUUACAUUGAGUCGGUUAACAUUUGUUCACCAUAAUUAUUUGAUUAAAUUUCCUGUUGUGUCUGAAUGUUGUUUAUUUCAGAUCUCUUUAACAUACUAUAUCAGGCAUUGCUCCGUGAGACUCAAAAGAAUGGCUAGAACUGGUGCCAAGCGCGGCCUCAGGAAACCAAGCAUCGAGGAAAUUCAACAGGCGAAGGUAAUUCGGCGAAUAAAAUAAACCCAUUUAUGAAGAAGAGCAGAAUAUUUUAACUCAGCUCAUCGUCGUUCGUGGGCACUUUGCAUCGAGGUUGUUUGACUUCCUGUAACCAGCAACCGCUACUGCUGACCACAUGUUGGCUGGCACAAGAAGUUUUAAGCAUUUUGAAAUAAUUCUUGGGUCAAAGCAUCGUGUAUUACAUUGUGGUGGUCCUAGCCUUUAAGAAAACAACCUUACUAGUUAUAGGGAUUACUUGAACCGAUGAGAGUUUACAAGCGGAAGCGUUAGAAACAACAACUACAAAGCUGAAUUGCAAAUAAAAGACGGACGUUUUCUUUCGGAGGGAGAGGGAGAGAGGUAUUCGUUUAUAUCUUUUUGUGGGACUCACUAAGCCUCCUAGUCUGUAUUGAAAAAAUCGCAGAGAAAAGCAAGAAAAAAAGAGGAAAAAAUAAAUACAAAACAUAAAACGAAGGAUGUAUACGUGAAAUAAGUCACAUUUUGAUCGUUGGAUGAAGACCAGCAGCGAAUUGAUCCUGACUCACAGCGCUUCAGAGCUCAGUCACCAAAGUGAAAGCCCUUUUGUUUCUUCGUCAUAAUCUUCUGUAUCCUUUAGGCUUUCUAGAUGUCUUGUCUUGUCUUGGCUCUGAAAACUAAUUCGUAACUCAUCAUUCACUUUUUAAAAGAAAAUUUCUUUUAUAUGUAUUUUAUUUGUUUUUCUGGUUUUUUUUUUAUUCCCAGUCCUCCGUGUUCCACCCAUCCAUGUUUGGUGCCACCCUUGAGGACAUCAUGGAGGCGCAGGCCGAGCGUUUCCCUUCACUUAAACUGCCAUGGAUUUUACCAACCUUGGCUGAGUCGGUGCUGGAGCACCAAGGUGCUUCAACGGAAGGUAUUUUCAGGUAAGGUAGAAAGUAAGAAAUAGGAAAAACAGUAUCCUUGUUUUUUUGGCUUCACUUGACCCACUUAGUUGUCGAUUUUGUUGGAGGUCUUCGCCUUCAUUUUCUCAAAGGGUCAACCACAGAGCCUGUGCGGCAGGUCUUUUUGUUUCUCUAAGCAGGAGAAGUGUUAGCGGAGCGGGAGCUGCUCGAUACCGUGAGGCGAAAGCGACCCAAAAAGGCUACGAGCAUAUGGGAGGAGUAGGAAGGAAACCUUGUCGCUUCGCAGCACACGCUCCGUUCUCGCUUCUCACGCUUGGAUAAAAGGAAACGAAGUGGCUGCUACGCAUGCUACAACAAUAGUGUCGGUUUCGUAAGCGUUAUAUGGGCUUCUUUCAAAUGGGAACCCGUUUACAUCUUAGUCCUAACCUAAGAAAGUUGUAUUUUAAAUUGACAAAUAAUGAAAUAAACAGCGCGCACGAGAACAGAGAGUGGCGUGAACAACACCAACUAGGUGACCGUUUUUCUUUGUCUUCACAGGGUUCCUGGAGACAUCGACGAAGUAAACUCCCAGAAAAUCAGGCUUGACAAAUGGGAGGCUCCCACUGGAAUUACAGAUCCCCAUGUACCUGCGUCACUUCUGAAACUUUGGUUCAGGGAGCUUCACGAACCUCUUAUACCGGAACUGUUUUAAUAUCCUUUGAAAUGAAAUUAAUUUCGCAGUGUUAAGUGCGCUGAGUCUUUAGUCUGAUGCACCAACAGUGAUUGUGGUCACGUGGGAAGUAGCACGCUGGACAUUGAAUCGAGAGAUCUGGGUUCGAGCUUUGGCUAGCCAUGGGUUAUUGUAUUGUGGGGUAAUUGUAUUAUCGAAUGAGUUGAUAAUGUAAAUUGGCCGCCGUUAAGAGUUUCAAAGCUGACAUUUCGAGGGUUAGCCCUUUGUCAGAGCGAAACUGAAGGAUUAAUGCUCAAUAGGUUAGCUUUGAAACUCUUAACGGCGGCCAAUUUAUGUUAUCAACUCAAGUGACAAAGUUAAAUUACCUUACACUCACACCGACACAGCACUACAGUUUCUUUAGAAACUUACGCCUUUUUAUUAAUUAUAUUGUGGUCUUGAACAAGGCGUUAUACAUUUAUUAUUAAUGCCUGUUGCACGUCAUGUUUCCUUGACUCGUUCCUACUGAAAGGUGCGUUAACAACUGUGAUGACGCUACAGUGGCUGUGGCACUUGCGAUGUCUCUUCCUGAAGUCAACAGACUCGUCCUCUCGUAUCUUAUUAGAUUUUUACAGGUACGCAUGUGUAGAGCCUCUCUAGACUCAUUAUUCUCUUUGGUUAAUUUACGCUGAUUUGCUAACCGCUGUGCACAAUAGUUAAGUUAUUACCUAAGAUCAUUUACCGAGCAAAAUGUGGGGAAAGAAUUGUACUCUCCUCUUAUUUGGGAAAUAAGGUAAUUUAUCGGGUGCUCUGUGAUCAAGGGUGACAAACGAUCGAGACCACGACUGUAGUGCUGCUGCAUACAUGGAGUCUCUUUGUUUUCACUUGUUGGGUUUUUUUUUUUUUUAAAUUCGAAUUUCGAAGGCUGGGCGUCCUAAUCCUUAACACCGUUAACACUUGCAUAGUUGAAAACAUUUUUUUUUUGGAAAACUUUCAGCUUCCUUUGUUGUUUGCAGAUUUUCUCACUCCCUCAUAUGUGCGUUAUAACAAAGAUGGACGUAAAUAACUUGGCCAUGGUUUGGGCGCCAAACUGCCUUCGUUGUCCCUCUGACGAUCCCAAGGAAAUUUUUGAAAAUACGCGAAAAGAGAUGACUUUUAUGAGAACUCUUAUUCGGCAUCUUGACGCAACUUUCAUGGAAGGAGUGCGUUAACACACAAAAACAACAGUUCGUAGUGCCAGUCCUUGACUGUGGGACACCGAGACCAAGAUCACACGUGACAACGAAAAGUCUGACAACUGAAUGAGCCUGCGGCUUUAUUUCGCAACGUUGCUAUGCAACGCAAGGUAUUGGAAUCCGACCUCGCGUCAGGGUGUUCAAUAGCGUCCGUCAAGAAGAAACGGAACUCCUCGAAUGCCCUUACUGAGAUUUACCAGAACUCAUGGCUCGAUUGUUCGACUUGUCAAACUGGUGCUCAGCAUUGAUACGAUUCGUCUGGCUGGGAAGUUUGCGCAUGAAAAUUUUGUUGACUCAAUUGAACUCAAAUUCAAAGGCAGAAAAGGUCAAAAUUUACCUAGGUCCGUUAGCUAAAAAAAACAACUACAGAAAACAAUAAAACAAAAAUGAAAAGAAAAUAAGAAGGAUCUACAGAACUGCAAACUUAAGAACACACAGCAAGAGGUUAUCUUUCCAUUAAGCAAAUUGAAGUGUCUAAAUUAUAGCAAACGUAAUCUUGUUGUUAGUCGAAAACAUCGCGGUAGCUUAUGUGAAGAGGCGAAGUAAGCAUUGUAUAUAUCAAUAAAACUCUAAGUAUUGUAUAAG